Physella acuta is the source of this 2461-nucleotide messenger RNA. RefSeq lists its product as uncharacterized. NCBI's taxonomy places the organism in Eukaryota, Metazoa, Mollusca, Gastropoda, Physidae. The record is from RefSeq and is a predicted model, not a curated record.
CUGUUUUUCAGGAUUUUAAAAAUGUGCUUUGUGUUUCCAUAAUAUGUGAUAUGAGUGAGAAAAUAUAUUUAUACUCUUCAAAGCUUGAACUGCUGUGUAGAAAUAGGUUUUUAACGACAAUAUUUAAAAAAAAAUCAAAUUAAGUUUUCUGAGUCCUAAAAGGCUAGAGUAAACAGGAGUUUUUGGUGCAAGACAAAAUGGUUCCAGCGCCUAAAUUAGAGAAAAAGUCGUUGUACACACGGGAAUGAUGGUCAGGAUAAUUGCUGUGACCCAAUUCUUGCUGGCCACUACCUGCCUGUUUGAUGUAUAUUCGGCGCAGACGAUACAUAAUCAGGGAAAGACCGGAUGUCAGCCCCACCCAGCGCUAGACCUGGAGCUGUGUCAGCCAAAGGUUGGAGACGUCCAGUCUGGUGACGUCAUAGAGGGGUCAGUGUGUCCGCUGGUCAGAGAAGAUGGGGUCAUUGACCGGAUGGUGUGUCAAGAUGGGGAGUGGAGGAUGGAGGAAGGACACACAGGAUGGGGGCUGCAAGAAUGUCGUCCACUGGUCCUACGGUCUGGCCACAACAUACUGGACUGUACAGACAACACCUACAAGACAGAGACGACCUGCAGCAUCGUCUGUAAACCUGGUCUCACUCUGGUGUCUGGUGUGGUCAACAGCUUCAAGUGUGGCAUAGCAAACAGCUACACGUGGUCCCAUCAAACGGAAUUCAACCCUUCGGCCAUCUUGCCUGACUGCUCAGAAACAAAGCGACCUUCAACAUUUCAACUAGAACUGAAGUUUUCUUACAAAAAUAUGAGCAUGUCAUCAUUGCAACAGGUGGAAGACAUUUUACAAGAAAUUCUGGUGGAGAGGGUGGAAUGUAUUCGUGCUGAUAUUUGUUCUUACAACAUGAGUGUUGCUUGUUCAAAUUGUAGUGAUGAAAACCUGAGUUUGAGUCAAGAUAUUAAAACCGUAGAUGUUCAGGUGAUGUUGGUGGUGAUGAUGAACUUAUCCAGUGAUACGGGACCGCCAAAAUAUUUGAGCUCACUUUCAGAAUCUGAGCGUGUGGUGGAGGUGGCGGCUGCCAGAUCUUUGUUUCAACUGACCAACAACACUGAGGCGUUACUUCAGCUGAAUGUCAGCCAUGUCCAGUACAAUGUCUCUGUCAUGUCAGCCAAGAUGUCAGCCACAUGUCAGAAUGGUGCUGUACUUGUAGAUGGCUUCUGUGUGGACUGUCCAGCUGGUACAUACUUAUCUGGCAACAACACAUGUGAAGUGUGUAGUAUUGGUUUCUAUCAGAACUACACCAGAUCGAGUCUAUGUAAUCUAUGUCCAAAAUGUACAAAUACAACUGGUAUGGGUUCAUACCAAAUGGAGCAGUGUGAAACUGUUGAUGGAUUUUGUAAUCAAGCAAAGUACGCUGCAGACAUGGAUGCAUGGUCUUUGAUUGUCGGUGUAAUUUGUGGAGCUGGGACCAUGAUUAUAAUCAUCGUGGUUGUAACUUUAAUUUUAACUAGGAGGAAGAGGAGGAGAAAGUCUACCUUUAACCCCUACGCUAUUUCGGAUAAAUUCUUCGACGAAGAUCCUUACGCCACACUUCCGGCUGAUAAUCCGUAUGACGUCAUUCCGGACAACCCCACCCAAGAGAAGGACGAAGGGUUUGAAAGUGCCGGCUACAUUUGUGCCGUGGACAAGGUGACUGACAGCUGUGACAGUCAGUUCCUGCACAGUGCCAACACUGCCAACUACCUGCUGGUCAACGGUAGGCCUGAGGUCAGGAAUGUGGACGAUUACUUGAAAGUAGUCGAUGCUUUGAAUAGUAGGCCUACGUCUAACAGCUUGCCCGAUUACUUGCAAAUAAUCGAUGGUGCUAAUGAUGGACCAUUAAACGAUACAUUGGACGAUUACCUACAUGUAAUCGAUGCUGUAAAUGACAGGCAAACCGACGAUAAUUCAAACGGUUCCAUGGUCAAACUCAACAGUCUGAAAGAUUUGGAUGAUGCUGUUGGUGAUGUAUACAAUCCACUCUACACAAAAGUUAAACGAGAGUCAGGUACUAAGGUGGGAGGUAACAAUGCUGAUGUGCAUGAUAUAACACCGGAAGUUGUUUUUGACAUGGAGGAACGCCCUCCCGACCUACCCCCCAAACGUCAUGUCCUCCCCACAGAUCUGACGGACACAAAGGGAGAUAACACAGAGACUGGGUCAGAUACUGUAGAACAUCAAGUCUACAACACAGCCCUGUGAUACGUGUAGGGAGAUAACACAGAGACUGGGUCAGAUACUGUAGAACAUCAAGUCUACAACACAGCCCUGUAAUACGUAUAGCGAUGAACUCUAGGGGUCGCCAGUGGUGGUGGGGAAAUAAGGCCUAGGCGCACUUGUAUCAUAUCAAUACAUAGUUUACUAUAUACAACAAUGUACACUUUAAUAAUGAAAUAAUUCACCAUUACAUUUUUUAUAAACUAUUUUUCGUUU